Alternaria conjuncta is the source of this 729-nucleotide messenger RNA. RefSeq lists its product as uncharacterized. NCBI's taxonomy places the organism in Eukaryota, Fungi, Ascomycota, Dothideomycetes, Pleosporales, Pleosporaceae. The record is from RefSeq and is a predicted model, not a curated record. The coding region runs from base 1 to 729 and encodes 242 amino acids. The transcript has 2 exons.
AUGGAAGACGACCUCGAACUACCACCUAGCACCGAUGCGAAGUCGAUCUUCCACAUCUACGAGAAGCAUAAGUGUCAUAAAAGCAUUACGCCAGUCCUCGAUCCUACUCUGGAACGACGGUCUGGCCCAACGAUCAAAGAACAGAAGACUACACGCAAGGAGAAGAAAGAGCGUCUGGACGCUGGAGUACCUAGUGUAGAACAAGACGAUAAUGCUUUCUUCUUUCACCGACCAUAUCUCGCCUUCCACAUACCGCCUCACGUACUUUACACUGGCAGUGGUAAGGACACCGCGCAGCCAGCUAUCUUGAUACACGAAGGCUGUUUCUGGAAAGAGUAUAAACUGCAACUUCUCCCAUCCACCCCCAGCAUACUCGACCCACGCGGUGUGGUACCAUGGCGCUACAACGCUGUAGACAAGAACGCCCUCAAGCACGAUCACCACAAGCUCAAAGGGUACAAAGUGCGGACGUGGAGGUUGUGGGGUGAGACGGGCAAGGAAUACGUUCGCUCCGUGAAAAACAUCCGUAAGACUGGCGAAGGACGGGAUCCUGAUGUGAUUAGGACGACGAAUGGCAAGUUAGAAGAACCUGCGACAGCAGAAGAGGUGGUCUAUCUACGGUGGAAGAACCCUCUCUCAUGUCAUACGAGAUGCUAUCACUUCAAGUAUGCUGGUGUUGACUUCUUCUGGAAAGGAACAGGUACUAUCAAGGAAUCUCUUAGUCGCUAG